CCCUGUCGGCCUACUUGUUGUUGUUUAUUCUUUGUUGUUGAACCCGACGCUGUUUGUAUCCUCUUGAUCCAAAGUUUUGUCGCUCUUCGACACGGGGAUGUCGUACGGCUAUUCUGGCGGGUACGGUGGGCAGCCACAGCAACAAUAUCAGGGAGGCUAUUACCAGCAGCCUCCACCACCGCAGAACUACACCAACAGCUAUCCUUCCCAGAGCAGUGGCCACCCUCCAUACGGCUACAACCAGCAAGCUCCUCCCCACCAGUAUGGAGGGGGUUAUAACCAGGGCCCUCCCCCACCACAGCAGAACUCAUACAACAAUGCGCCACCACAAGGUCAAUAUGGCCGGCCACCUCCAAUGCCAACAGCCAACUCCAACUCCUGGGCUCACGGCAACACGAACGCGCCUAGGCCCCCACCCAGCGGUCCCCAAUCGUUCGGUCACGGCGCCCCCCAGAACUACCAAUUCAAGUACAGCACAUGCACGGGUAGACGGAGAGCACUCCUGAUUGGCAUCAAUUACUUCGGCCAGCGAGGCCAGCUCAGAGGCUGCAUCAACGACGUUCGGAACAUGUCGGCAUAUCUCGUAGAGCAUUUCAACUACAAGCGAGAGGAUAUGGUCAUCCUAACAGACGACCAGCAAAAUCCCAUGAGCCAACCAACAAAACAAAACAUACUUCGUGCCAUGCACUGGCUCGUCAAAGAUGCGAGACCCAAUGACUCUCUAUUCUUCCACUACUCGGGUCAUGGUGGACAGACGAAAGACCUCGAUGGUGACGAGCCAGACGGGUACGAUGAGGUGAUAUAUCCGGUGGAUUUCCGUCAGGUCGGCCAUAUCACCGACGAUGAGAUGCACCGAAUCAUGGUUCGGCCGCUCCAGGCAGGCGUUCGGCUUACGGCAAUCUUCGACUCCUGCCAUUCAGGCACUGCCUUAGAUCUGCCGUACAUCUACUCCACUCAAGGAGUGCUCAAGGAGCCCGACUUGGCGAAGGAGGCGGGUCGCGGCCUUCUGGGCGUGAUCCAGUCUUACAGAGGUGGCGAUCUUGGGGGCGUCAUGAAGAACGCCUACGGAUUCUUCAAGCAGGCCACCAAUGGCGAAGACGCCUACAAUCGAUCAAUGGCUACAAAGACGUCCGCCGCCGACGUGAUCAUGCUCUCUGGGAGCAAAGACGACCAGACAUCGGCCGACGCAACAAUCGCGCAGCAAUCCACUGGUGCGAUGUCCUGGGCUUUUAUCACCGCGCUGAAGAAGCGGCCACAGCAAAGCUACGUCCAACUUCUCAACAGCAUCAGGGACGAGCUCGAGCCCCGAUACUCCCAGAAGCCGCAGCUCUCGUGCAGUCAUCCACUGAACACGGACCUCCUCUUUAUCGUGUAACGAUAUUCAUGUACGAAAUUGAGUAAAAUGACUUGCAUGUGC
Molecule: messenger RNA, 1417 nt
Organism: Microdochium trichocladiopsis
Lineage: Eukaryota; Fungi; Ascomycota; Sordariomycetes; Xylariales; Microdochiaceae
Product: caspase domain-containing protein
Exons: 6
Coding region: 98-1375 (425 amino acids)
Biological process (GO): proteolysis
Molecular function (GO): cysteine-type endopeptidase activity
Source: RefSeq, a predicted model, not a curated record